ACGCGAGACAUGGUAUCUCUCCAGACCAGGUUAACACAAGCCUCUGACAAAAUAGCGGCAUUUCAUGACAAUACUAAUUCCCGAUAUGACAAUAAAGGCGUGGAAACUGUGGGCCAAACAGCAAAUUCACCCGGGAUUCUUCGAAACCGGGCCAGACAUGUCGAACAUUCAUAGCUUUGACGAAGAGCUGGGCCGCUAUCUAACCAAUGCCAGCAAAGAAGUCAUCCGACGACUCGAGAAAGUCGUAUGGGACGAGGAAGCACAAGCACCUGCAGAGAAAACGAAGCAAAGGAUCUACCUCUCGAUGUUUUCCGGCCCAUCGCGAGUCCAGAUAUACCAAGCUCCCUCCGCCGCGGAAUUGGAGGCUCUGAGGAUUAUCAACGGCCUGGUGCUUCCUUCCGAUGUCGUUAACUUACUCACCCAG
Messenger RNA from Colletotrichum navitas, 424 nucleotides. RefSeq lists its product as uncharacterized. The annotation marks the transcript as partial. The transcript has a single exon. NCBI's taxonomy places the organism in Eukaryota, Fungi, Ascomycota, Sordariomycetes, Glomerellales, Glomerellaceae. The record is from RefSeq and is a predicted model, not a curated record.